AUUGACAUUGAUAGCUUUAAUUCAAAAUAAACAGCAGCCAUAUCAGCUGUUCAACAAAACAAAACAAAUGUUAUAAGUCAGUUAUAAAUCAUCAAACAACAUGAAAUUAUAAGAUUUAUUAAAUUGGAUCUGUUCUAAUAGUGUUUUGCAGUGGAUCAGGGAUAUUUAUUUUCUAUAGAACAUGGAUUCUGAUAAUGAUUUCCGAAAUCAAUUAAAAAUAAGAUUUAAUGAAGAGUUUUCUAAACUUGUUGCUUCAAAAGGUGUUAACUCUGGUUUUAUGAACAGCGAACAGUAUAAAGAUACAAUUGAAUGUGUUAAAGAAGCUAAAGUAACGACAUCAAAAACUCCUAAACAGUAUCGCCGAAUUAAACGUUUCGAUAUUUUUUCUGUGGGUAAAGUUGAAAGACUAAUUACUCCUGUCUCAUCAAACCAUGAAGACUUUAGGUACUAUGCUACGAAUGAAGAAAUGUUCGAUAUCAUACAUGAAACGCACCUGUCCAUUGGGCAUGGUGGUCGUCAAAGAAUGGUUCAAAAAAUUAAUAAGGUAUACAAGAAUAUAACACAGGAAAUAAUCUCGAUUUAUCUUAGUUUGUGUAUACCAUGUAAAAUGAAGUUAAAAAAUGCAAGAAAAAGUGUUGUGAUAAAACCAGUGACACAUUCUGAAGUAAAUAAUCAAAUCUACAGCAGGUGUCAGUUUAUCAAGAUUAUUUAACUAGAUUUGUACAGCUUAGACCACUACAAUCUAAAUCAGUGAAUGAAACUGCUAAAGAAAUGUUAGACAUAUUUUGUAUAUUUGGAAUUCCAAUGAUAUUAGAUAUGAAUGAAGGUGAAUUUUGCAGCCACUUAAUAGAGGAGCUAACAGCUAUGUGGCCUGGACUUAAAAUUAUUAGAGCAAAACCUCGUGAUAGUCAACUACAGGAAAAUGUUGAAAGGUGCAAUAAUGAUAUAGAGAAAAUUCUUACAACUUGGAUGCAAGAAAACAAUUCAAAGAAUUGGUCAGAAGGUUUGAAAUUUGUACAAGUAAUGAAAAAUCGCGUAUAUCAUCCUGGAAUAAAACGUUCACCCUACAAAGCCAUGUUUGGAAUGGAUUUAAGAAUGGGUUUAUUCAGUUGUAGUUUACCAAGGGAACUUAUUGAAGAUAUCAGCACUGAAGAAGAACUUUUAUAUGUAGCAAAAGAAAUUCAUAUAGAACAAAGUAAUUAAUUGGAAAUAUAGAAUCAUAUUUUUGGAAUAUAAUAAUUGCAGUUCUUCACAGUUGGGCAAUUAUGAAAGAUAUUAGUAAUUUAUUAAAUAAAGUAACUUUUUUAUGCAGCUGUAUA
Molecule: messenger RNA, 1319 nt
Organism: Agrilus planipennis (emerald ash borer)
Lineage: Eukaryota; Metazoa; Arthropoda; Insecta; Coleoptera; Buprestidae
Product: KRAB-A domain-containing protein 2-like
Exons: 2
Coding region: 182-712 (176 amino acids)
Source: RefSeq, a predicted model, not a curated record